AUGACACUUCUGGAAGAGGAGCUCGAACGGGCUGAGGAGCGCUUGAAAAUUGCAACCGAUAAAUUGGAAGAAGCCACACAUACAGCUGACGAAUCGGAACGGUCAGCGGGCAUUGUUUUGCUGGUGCUGUUGACGAAUUCCUGGAUUCUCGUUCGAUUAUCCAGAAAUUUUGUCACAGAUGAGAAGCCAACCGAGCCAGCAGCAGCUACUGCCCCUGCGCGUAAAUCGAUGGAAACGCGCUCGCAACAAGACGAGGAGCGCGCCAACGUCCUGGAGGUGCAAGUUGACGAAGCAAAAGUAAUUGCCGAGGAAGCGGAUCGGAAAUACGAAGAGACGUGGUUCAGUGCUCUUUGGAAGAAAACCACUGAAGCAGAUGCGGAAUUGAUAUUUAAAUUUCUAACAAAAAAAGCUGCGUUUUUUUCCUCAUUCAGCGCUCGUAAAGCACUGGAGAAUCGUGUGGAUGUGGACCACGAUCGUUGCGGCGAGCUCGAGCACAAAUUACGGGAAGCACAAGCACUUCUGGCUGAAACAGAAAAUAAAUCUGACGAGUAUUUGGGGUUUAGUGUUCGCAAGGUGAUGGAAAAUCGUUCAUUCCAAGAUGAAGAGCGUGCAAACACGGUGGAGUCGCAGCUCAAGGAGGCACAAAUGCUGGCCGAAGAAGCGGAUCGCAAAUACGAUGAGGUGACACCAAGUGACCAUUUGCUAACUCACCGCGCGAGGUGCCCAUCAACACUCCCCCGUCCUGUUGUUUGCUCUGAUUGCCACUACAGCAGCAUGCGCCUUUAUUUAUUUACCCAGUCUGUGUCUCUGUUUACUUAA
Molecule: messenger RNA, 819 nt
Organism: Gongylonema pulchrum
Lineage: Eukaryota; Metazoa; Nematoda; Chromadorea; Rhabditida; Gongylonematidae
Source: the annotation of a GenBank genome assembly